Entelurus aequoreus (snake pipefish) is the source of this 4444-nucleotide messenger RNA. RefSeq names its product early growth response protein 3-like. The record is from RefSeq and is a predicted model, not a curated record. Bases 271 to 1488 code for a protein of 405 amino acids. The transcript has 2 exons. Lineage: Eukaryota; Metazoa; Chordata; Actinopteri; Syngnathiformes; Syngnathidae. Gene Ontology annotation, biological process: regulation of transcription by RNA polymerase II. Gene Ontology annotation, molecular function: RNA polymerase II cis-regulatory region sequence-specific DNA binding; DNA-binding transcription factor activity, RNA polymerase II-specific.
AGUGUGGAGCGGCUCUCUUUUCACGUGCAGCCCACUAAGGCUCCGAAUCAUGACCGAAUAGUUCGUUGUCGGGAGUGCGGAGCCGGGAUCGACGCUGGGAGAUUAAGAAAAAAAACAAAAAAAAAACUUGGCACCGCACCAGAAGCUGAAGCCCCGCGUCCGUCCCGCCUGGCUCUUCUCUCCUUCCCCCUGACCUGGCCGCACCUGAGCGGGGCCGGUGGGUGGGGACAGCCGCAGGUGUGCGUCCAUGCCGGAGUGCCUCUUAGUGCUAUGAGCGGGAAAGUGGCGGAGAAGCUCCCUCUGACCAUGAGCAGUCUAAUUAACGACAGUCUGUACCCAGAAGAGGACGUUCCCGCCUCCAUGAACAUCUUCACCAGCACGGAGCCCAUCAACCACUACUCGCAGAUGAACACGGACAACAUCAUGGAGAUCGGCAUGGGCGGCGAGAAAUCCGGCACAGAGAUCCAGUACGGCUCCAGCUUCCAGUCAAACCGCAGCGGGCAGACGGUCACCUACCUGGGCAAGUUUGCCUUCGACGCGCCGCCAACGGGCGGCAUCGGUGGCUCCGGCUGGUGUCCCGACAACAACAUCAUCAGCCUGGUCAGCGCGGGGAUCCUGGGCGUCUCUCCGUCCCCCGGCACGGUGGGCGCCCAGGCGCCGUCGGCGGCGGCCGGCAUGGGCGGGCAGAACUCCGACAUGGAGCAGGUUUACGGCGCACCCCUGCCCGCCUACUCCACCUGCAGUGACCUCUACCAGGACCAGGUGUCCUUCCACCACAGUCCUGCCACCAGUUCGGCGCUGGCCUACCCCGGCAAUGACUACCACUCUACGUCCAAAGCCCCCAUGGACGGCAGUCUUUUCUCCAUGAUCCCCGACUAUAACCUCUUCCACCACCAAGGGGAGGUCAGCGUGAUGGAGCACAAGCCCUUUCAGACUAUGGACCCCAUCCGAGUCAACCCUCCGCCCAUCACCCCUCUGGAGACCAUCCGAGCAUUCAAAGACAAGCAGCAGAUCCACCCGGGUUUCAUGGGCGGGCAGCAGCACCCUCCCACUCACCACCCGCCGCCCCAGACUCUGACGCUCAAACCCAUCCGACCCCGGAAGUACCCCAACCGCCCCAGCAAAACCCCCGUCCACGAACGUCCGCACGCCUGCCCGGCGGAGAACUGUGACCGGCGCUUCUCACGCUCGGACGAGCUGACGCGGCACCUGCGCAUCCACACGGGCCACAAGCCCUUCCAGUGCCGGAUAUGCAUGCGCUCCUUCAGCCGCAGCGACCACCUGACCACGCACAUCCGCACGCACACCGGCGAGAAGCCCUUCUCCUGCGAGUUCUGCGGCCGCAAGUUCGCCCGCAGCGACGAGCGAAAGAGACACGCCAAGGUCCACCUCAAGCAGAAGGACAAGAAGCCCUCGGACAAAGGCGUGAUCGGGAGCCACAGCUCGCCCAGCAACUCGUGUGGGGGCCCCACCAUGGGACCCUCGUGACCCCCACUACCUGCACUUAGACCGGCCCCUGAGACUCAGCACGACGGGGCCGCGUCCAUGGAAAGACAUCAGUUCCUCCCUUUCCUUUCAGUCCCAGGAAUGAAGAGAGAAUCUUAGUACAUUCCGGCUAAAAAGGCCCCCGGUUGUCUCAGCUGGCUUUGCAGAGGUUCCACUUUUGUACAUUUCUUACCUGAGAGGAAGCCAUAAUCUCUGAGGGGUGAGUGACUUGUCUGGGAUACUUUCAAAGUGCAAUUGUUGUGUUUGUCAUGGACACCUUACAGUGGCGCUUGUCUUUCAUUUCCCUUUCUUUUUGCAAAGUGUGGUGUUUUUUAUUAUGAUUUUUCUACUUGAAUGUUGUUUCCUCCAAUGAAUGUGCCAAAUGUAUUUUGUGGUCACUCAGCCAACCUUGUUCUUAUUAUGGUGCCUGAUAUAUUUGGCCAAACACAGCAGCGAUAUCAGCGUCCACUUUGGGGUUACUGAAAAGAAAGGUCACAUUCCAAACUUAUCUCCCUUUUAAGAUGCAGGAUUUGUGCGCAGUCUGGCUAUAUGUAAAUAACUGACUGACAUGGUUUUAUGUCAUCAAUUGGCGUUUUUGAAGCAGUAUUUGAUGACACCAAAAAACAACAAAUAAGUGGCGCUAGCUUGCAAAGCAGCAGUGCUUCCCAGUUUCGGCCCACUCUGUCAUAAAGGUGUUUGCUAUGAGAUUCCGAAAGAUGGGCAUUUAACAGCAGGGAUUGGACACGCUCCUUGCUUUUGUGCCACAUAUGUGGCCACAGUACCAGUUGUGUGCUCAAACAGUUGUUUGUGCAAGUAAGUCUGCACGCUGUGCAAAACAUCUGCAUUAAUGAAAAUAGCCACAUAGGGCUGUUGAACAAGUGCAAACUUCUCCUUCACCUUGCAGACAUGAAAUGAUUGCCAACAUGUUUUCACAUCAUGUGGUUUUACAUUGAAAGGACGUAAAAAGACCUGUCUUCAUUUGGCUUCUUUUCGUCCCAUUCGCAGAAUAUUCUUCCUCAGAUUGUCGAACAUAGUUUUUUUCCCCCCCAAAUCCAAACAGAAUUUACCGAUACACUCAGGAUAAAUGACUACUUGAGUUACAGAAAGCCACGAGACAUCAAGCUAAUGAUACUCAUCUUUCAGCAAAAUUGAUGCGAGGGUAUUUCAUUAUUCCUAAUGUGCAUUUUGGGACUAAUAACCGUGCUCGUGUGGCAAGGCGGUGCUCAUUUUAUUAUAAUCCUUAUUUCUGGAACUUUAUCGCUGAUACAAUUAUUGAUAUUCAACAGAAACAGUUUAUGGCAGUCGUUUUUUUUUUUUUUUUGGUGUGGUGGUUCUUCAAAGAGCUUGUUAAAUGUAUUUGUCUGGAAGAAAGGCAGUUGUGGAGAAAAGAAAAUGUGGAUUUAGCUUCAGAGGACGUGUUCUCCACCUCUCUCGGAAGGAGUACUUUUCGCUGCCAUGCUUGGCUUCCUGGCAAGUGUCCACUUACUUUCCAAUUAUUUUGGCCUGACGGGGUCCUUUCUCAGCUCAUCUCCAUGGAUAAAUGAACAGUUCAGAAUUCCACAUGAAAUAUGACUAAAUGGGUGGUCCAAGUACCCUCCCAACAUGAUGUAGCAGCUAUUCCCAUGCAGUAAAGCACAAAGCAAUAUAGUUUACAAUGUGAUUAGCUAUAGCAACUAUUUAUGUUCAAUGUAAUAUUGAUGUGAAAACAAUGUGACAUUAUCCAGUGAUUAUGACUUCAUGCUUUUUGAAUAUAUUUGCCCAAAAGGAGAAGAUGGAUGUGUUUAAUUACACGGUGAACGCGGUGUUGAUGUUGCAUCGUGUCCAAAGAAUGCAACACAUCGUUUUUUUGUUUUUUUUGUUUUUUCCUCCAUGACUAAAUGAAGUAUAAUUACAACCUGGCAAAUUCAAUGUCAUUGGUCACAUCCUUGCUUGUCACUUUGUUUCAUGACAUUUUGUUGUUGUUGCUGUUGUAAUGAACAGAUGGAUUUACACUGUCCUCCUUCCCACCCCCUCGCCGUGUACUUUGGUGGCAGAAACAAUACCAGCGGCAGGAAAAUUAAUCCUCCUGAUGUGUGAAUCCUACAGAUUAAUUAAACAAUCCCUCCUCGAAGAACAAUAUUAUUUUGUAUUUUUUCAUUUCACCCUUCCACAAAAGGAUAGGGUGAUGGUUUCUGACAGAAACGGGAAUAUGCCUCAUCUUCCUUCUCGGCUCCACAUUGGCCGGCGUCCAACGUCAGCAGCCAUCUUUGUGCCAACUGGGUUGCAGGGUUGGCUGAUCAAAAACAAUAUGUGGUGAAGACACAGGAGCAACAAAUCAAAAAAAAUAAAAUAGUGACCUCAGUCUGCUUGCGAGUGGUAGGCAGCCUUUUGCUAUUGUUUGUGUUUUUAAUUGUUGGAUUUGGUCUCUGUGAAGGCGGCCUCUGGGCAAUGGGCUUGUGUAAGAUAGUUCUGGACUUCCAGGGUGGCUUCAGGGAUCAUGUGUUCAUCUACAGCAACACUACGCACUGUUUUUCCCCCCUUCCCUGUGUUGUUUCCUUUUCAUUGCAGUAUAUCCUCAUGUUUGCAUGUGCACGGAAAUGUUCCAAAGUGCCACUCGCCCAUUGCUGCGGGUGGUGCUCAUUUCUUUAUUAUGCAUGAAAAUACAACGGGUAGGAAAAAUGGGAUAAGAACCAUUCCAGACGGACAAUUUGAGACGCACACUAAGAUACUGUUCUGUUGGUUUGUUGUUUUGUUUUUUUCUCCAGAAAACAUGUUGUGGACGUCUUUUUGGCCUAUUUCCAUGUUUAUAUUACCUUACAAUAAGGUCCUUUUAUGAUGAGUUGAAUAUUGAAAUGAAUUUUAAUCUAUCCUUGUGAUGGGGACAUGUUUACUCCCCGGUUUACUCGGCACUUCAGUUUGUUGUCAUGCAAAUGUUUUGUCAUUUCUAUGUAAGUACUUGAAUAAAGAAAGAUACCACUUA